Messenger RNA from Angiostrongylus costaricensis, 2826 nucleotides. The record is from the annotation of a GenBank genome assembly. NCBI's taxonomy places the organism in Eukaryota, Metazoa, Nematoda, Chromadorea, Rhabditida, Metastrongylidae.
GGACAGCGACUUCGCUACAAGUUGCUACAACGGUACUUUGGACCGCAUGGAAAUCUACAACGACAGAAAAUGCUUGGCGAUUCGCGAGAUGGAACUCAAUCGACUGAACAUUUGGAAAAGGAGUUUGGAAUAAGGAUUGACGAGCGCUCGUUGUACGAGAUUCAAUGCCGCCUUAAUGAUGCCGGCGCGUCCGAUCUCGUAAUCGACAUCGUCACCAACGAACCGAGUCGAGAGAUAUUCCUCAAAGCCAUACAACUUGCUAAGGCUCUGCUUCUCGAAGGCAAUGACAAGGUGCAACAAUCGUUCUACACUCGUCUGAAGAAAAAAGACGCACACGAGCUAUUUUUCAAGGCAAUUUCGCAGCGUAUUCUGACAGCGCAAAAUCGCCUAAAGAGCGAUAUGAUGUCAUGCAAUGAAAACAAACCGAGAGGAGCAUCAACAGCGAUAACUCCGAUAUCACUGGACCAUGCAGUCAAUCCGUUAUUUAAUCCGACUAACGUCCGACAUUCAUCGCUUUCUGAAAUCUCACAACAGUCACAUGAAUUGACGACGUCCAGUUUACCCGAUCUCUCCCCAUAUCAGGAUGAAGAUCGUAUAAACGAUGCGCUUCCGGCUGAGGUUGCAAUUGUGGAGCCAAUCUUUCGAGUGUUGCAACUCUUAUGUGAAAAUCACAACAAUCUUCUACAGAACUUCAUACGAAAGCAGUCUGAUCGCACAAAUCACAACUUGGUCGCCGACACACUUAGUUUUCUCGAUACUGUGUGUGGAUCAACGAAAGGAAGCCUUGGUGUGUUCGGCGAAGUUGGUGAGCACAAUUUCAGCCUUAUUACUCAGACUCUCGCCACCCUCACCGAGUUUUGUCAGGGACCUUGUCAUGAGAAUCAGAACACGAUGGCCAUGCAGGAGAACGGGCUUAAUAUAAUCAUCUCAUUGGUGCUUAACGAUAUCAAACCACUAGCUGAUGAUCAUAUGGAGUUGGCAUUAGAGAUUAAGAGCCAAGCAUCGAAACUUCUAUUGGCGAUUAUGGAGUCGAGGCAUGACAGUGAGAAUGCCGAACGUGUACUGCAGAACAUGGACAAUACGGAUGGCGGACCAAGUCAGUUGGUACAUGCUCUUACGCAAGCGUACGAAAUGGCUCACUCAAAGCAAUAUGAGAUUAGUGUGAUGCGACGUGAUCUUUUGGAACGAUCCAAACUUCAGAAUGGGCCAACCAGUAUUGUAAGCCCAUCAAUGAAAGCUGAUGGAGGUACAAUGCGUUUGACCUUGCCGGAAAUAUCUGUUGACUCGUCGGGUGCCGUUUCUAUCCACGAUGACGUUAAAUUAAAUCUGAAAUAUGUCUCAGAGCAGGCAUCAACAGUAAAUCCCAAAGAGGUCGGUCACAACAUAUACAUUCUUGCUCAUCAGCUGGCUGGACAUAGCCCAGAAUUGGCUCGAUGCCUAGAUCCGGAUGACGCGAGCAAAUCACCACAGACGAGAAACGCUCUGAACUUUUACAAAAAACACACUGCUCAAAUCGAAGGCUCAAAAGUGACCGAGUUUUUUGACCACUGGCCAGCGCUUUAUCAAGAAAUGAAAUGGCAACGAAAAUUACAAGAUCGACCGUAUCUUUCGGCAUGCACUAAACGUCUGCGACUGUGGGGUCGUCUAGCCUUUCUAUUCGCUGUAUUAGUCAAUGUUAUCAUAGCUCUUUACUAUCCUUUCGAUAGUGUUGAUAGUAAGAGUUCCGUUUUAUUGAAAAAAUACUUUUUUAGCUUUUUAUUUAUUUGUUUUCCAGCGGGUCUUCAUGCUUCUAAUCCUUUCAUCUACACAUCUUCUGUUAUUUCCAUAAUAUUUUUAUAUUCGCAAUGGGAUGAGAGGGCGUUGUCGUCGAUGUGUUCAACAUUUUGGCAGGGCUCCUGGAUCAAGCUCUUAAGAAUAGUGAGACAUUUUAGCUCUUCCCUGGCGAAGAGUUCGAACAUAAUUACGGCAAUAGCAGUGGUGAUGUUCAGUGCAGCUUUAAUGCUGAUAUCUUUACUAGGAGUCGUGCCAGCAUUGUAUAUUAUAGGUUUAGCACAACUCGUUAAUAAAUGCAUACAUUUGGUAGCGUAUGGCAGUAACAAAGGCCUGGAGGACAAGUCGUGGUCGGUGAGAUUGUCUGAUGGCGAAUUGCACUAUCACAUUGCGUAUCUAAUCGUGUGUUGUCUCGGAUUCGUAAUACAUCCUAUGCUUUACUGUAUACUGUUGUUCGACAUCGUCGCCAGUGAGGACACGUUACGGAACGUCAUCAGUUCAGUGACCAAAAAUUGGCAAUCAAUUAUUCUGACCGGUUUACUAGCACUUAUUUUGGUUUAUAUAUUCUCUAUUAUUGGAUAUACAUUUUUUCAAAAGGGUACUUUUAAAAUUCUUUCUAACUUUACGCUUGAGGUUGAUCCAUUAGAGCCGGUUCAACCGCCAGCGAUAUUCACGGAAGAUCCCAAUCCUGACACUUGUUCUUCUGAUCAAGAAUGUUUGGAAUCCACGAAUGGACGAAGAAAACAUGAAGACGAUAGAACUAGAAUCGCUUCUUGUGAUACCCUACGAAUGUGCAUCAUAACAACAUUGAACUGGGGAUUACGUAAUGGUGGUGGGAUUGGCGACGUAUUAAGAAAUGCGGAUCCUGAGGAGAAACUCUUUUAUUACCGAAUCAUCUACGAUUUGUCUUUCUACGUCGUGCUUAUCGUCAUCGUUUUGAAUCUAAUUUUUGGUGUUAUCAUUGACACAUUUGGUGAUUUGAGAACGGAAAAAAAUGAUAAGGAGGACGUGCUGAAGAACAGUUGCUUCAUUUGUGGACUGGAACGUGGCAAGUAG